AUGUUCUGUGCGCCUGUAGCGGUUGCACCAAUAUGGCCAAGCCCGGCAGCAUCGUCAAGUCGAGCAUUCCCAAUCGGCAAGCCGCGAGCGAUUCCUCCUCCGCGAGGUGUGGCAACAGCGCUUGUGGGAGCGUUGGCCAUUGCACGACGCACUGCUCACUAUGGCGACCGCGCAGGGGCUUUGAUUGCUGUCGGUGUGGCCGUCAGCGCUCGGGUCUUGCGACGCGCUGCCGACACCGACUCGGCUUCCAGCCAGCGGUUAGUGGAAAAUCUACAGCGACAGGUGGCAAGGUUAGAAGAAGCCAACAGGCAGUUGCAAGCUGAAGUGUUGGCUGCAAAAGCUUCGCUUGGCCUGCCAACUGAGGAUGCCGAGCAGGCACGCUCCAGCUUCGACGAAACAGGACGAUUCGCUUUUCCAAAGGCGGAUCUUCCAUUUCCGUUGGAGUCACUUCGACUGGUACCUCCAGAGAGAGGUCUGGAGUACAGAGAGGAAGAGGGCGAUUGGAUAUCGCUUUUCAGGAAUGCUGCGCCCUACAUCGCGGCGUUCAGGGGUGGAACCGUCGUGGUGCACCUGCCCUCCUUCAUGCUGGAAGAUGACAUGCAGGAAACUUUUCGUGGACUGAUGGAGGACGUCGCCUUCUGCUCUUUAUUGGGGCUACAGAUGGUUCUCGUUACCUCUAUCGAGUGCAGGCUUUGGCGGAGGCUGCGACCCGACGAGGCCUUCUUGGCGAAGGAUGGUGCUGGGACGAAGGCGCCGGUUCCUUCGCGCACGGUCAUGUGCCACUGUGUUUCAUCUUGGAGUCGUUUGAUUCGGCUCCAGUCUUAG
Molecule: messenger RNA, 825 nt
Organism: Symbiodinium sp. CCMP2592
Lineage: Eukaryota; Dinophyceae; Suessiales; Symbiodiniaceae
Source: the annotation of a GenBank genome assembly